Molecule: messenger RNA, 1308 nt
Organism: Sceloporus undulatus (fence lizard)
Lineage: Eukaryota; Metazoa; Chordata; Lepidosauria; Squamata; Phrynosomatidae
Gene: SUCLG1
Product: succinate-CoA ligase GDP/ADP-forming subunit alpha
Exons: 9
Coding region: 78-1073 (331 amino acids)
Biological process (GO): tricarboxylic acid cycle
Cellular component (GO): mitochondrion; succinate-CoA ligase complex (ADP-forming)
Molecular function (GO): succinate-CoA ligase (GDP-forming) activity; succinate-CoA ligase (ADP-forming) activity
Source: RefSeq, a predicted model, not a curated record
CCGGAAGAGUGUUUUUUUCCCCCGGCGAGGACCCCCCUUGUCAUUGGGACUCGGGGUGAAGGCGGCGGGCCGGGAGGAUGUCUUGCUGCGGGAGCGGCGCUCGGGGCCUCGGCCGCCUCCUGUUCCUCCUGCAGAAAAAUGGUGUACGGCAUUGCACCUAUUCAGCCUCACGGAAGAACCUUUACAUCACUAAAGACACAAAGGUCAUUUGCCAGGGUUUUACUGGCAAACAGGGUACCUUUCACAGUCAACAGGCGUUGGAAUAUGGCACCAAUCUAGUAGGAGGAAUUUCGCCAGGCAAAGGGGGCAAAACUCACUUGGGGCUUCCUGUUUUUAAUUCUGUAAGGGAGGCUAAAGAAAAGACGGGUGCUUCUGCCUCUGUAAUAUAUGUGCCACCUCCUUUCGCUGCUGCUGCAAUCAAUGAAUCCAUUGACGCAGAAAUCUCCCUUGUUGUGUGCAUUACAGAAGGUAUUCCUCAACAGGACAUGGUGCGUGUCAAACACAGAUUGCUUCGACAGGACAAGACUCGGCUUGUUGGCCCAAAUUGUCCGGGAGUUAUCAACCCUGGAGAAUGUAAGAUUGGUAUCAUGCCUGGACACAUUCACAAAAAAGGAAGAAUUGGUAUUGUAUCACGAUCUGGUACUCUGACAUAUGAGGCUGUUCAUCAGACAACUCAAGUUGGACUGGGACAAUCCUUCUGUGUUGGAAUCGGUGGAGAUCCAUUUAAUGGAACUAAUUUUAUUGACUGUCUGGACGUCUUUCUGAAGGAUCCUCAUACUGAGGGAAUUAUACUGAUAGGCGAGAUUGGUGGAAACGCUGAAGAAGAUGCCGCUGACUUCCUGAAGAAAAACAAUUCUGGUUCAAACUCCAAGCCAGUUGUAUCAUUUAUAGCUGGAGUUACUGCUCCCCCAGGCAGACGAAUGGGCCAUGCAGGGGCUAUAAUUGCUGGUGGGAAAGGUGGAGCAAAAGAGAAAAUCGCUGCCCUUCAAAAUGCUGGUGUCAUUGUCAGUAUGUCUCCUGCUCAGCUGGGAUCGACUAUAUACAAGGAGUUUGAGAAGAGGAAAAUGCUGUGAGGGCAGGAGGAGGAGCAGGCACUGCCGUCAGAAAAAGAGGCCCGUACAGAAAUACCAGCACAGCCCUCCCCCUCUGUCCAUGAUCUGUACUACUCACCCACUCUUCUUUGUUAAAUACAGCUGACAUCAGUCUUACGAAUCCAGCUUUAAAGCCAUGUGCUUUCAUUUCAGUGGCUCCUUUGUUCAGAUAUGAUUGUACAUCAUAGCAAAUGAAUAAAUCUACCACUAAAAUUGA